Messenger RNA from Arachis duranensis, 1689 nucleotides. RefSeq names its product F-box/kelch-repeat protein At3g23880. The transcript is spliced from 2 exons. NCBI's taxonomy places the organism in Eukaryota, Viridiplantae, Streptophyta, Magnoliopsida, Fabales, Fabaceae. The record is from RefSeq and is a predicted model, not a curated record. Gene Ontology annotation, molecular function: protein binding. The coding region runs from base 199 to 1497 and encodes 432 amino acids.
CAAGAUAAACUAGUUAACUGCUGAGAUUUGAAUUAGAUGUGGGGCCAGACAGAUUAGAUUAAGAAUCUAAUUCCUGAUGCCGAGGAUUCGAAACCCUCUUGUGGAACAUUGGAUAGAUCUGGAGCUCCAACUCAAGCGCAGAUCAUUCACUUCCUCUCACCAUCGCCGGCGCCGUCUUCCUUUAGUUUCCUCGUACGUAUGAGGAGGGGUCCCAUUCCUGAUGAUGAUGAUGCUGUUCCGAAGAAGGGGAAGGUUGUCACAACCACCGGGGGGUGGCCGGAACUGCUCCGCUGUACCACGACAAAACCACCGCCUAUCCUUCUGGACGAGCUCAUAGCGGAAAUCCUGCUGAGGAUACCGGCGAGGUCUCUCGUUCCAUUAAGGAACAGCGUCUGCAGAUCAUGGAGAACCCUAAUUUCCAGUUCCCAAUUUGCCAAGGACCACCUUCGGCGUUCAAUGGCGGUGGAUCCAGCCUUGACCCACCCACUCAUGGCCUAUUAUAGCCAAACCUACUCAUACCCCAUAAUCGGAGUGUUCUCCGUACGAUCUGUGAUGGAGAACCCUCCACAUGAACCCACCAAAGUAGUUCCCUAUGAGGGACGACGCUUCCGCCUCAUCAUUGGCUCUUGCAAUGGAUUGCUGUGCUUGCACGAUGAAGAGCGCCAGGAUGGAUUCAUAAUAAGCCAUCGUGCCAUGCUGUGGAACCCCUGCACUGGAUUCACCUCUCAGCCGCUUGAAAUUGGAGGUCUCCUCUCCACUUGCGGAUUCGGUUAUGAUCAUGUGAAUGACAAGUAUAAGCUUUUCGCGAUUCUGGAUAAGAAAUCACGCAUGUUUACAUUCGGCCCAAAAUCUACCUGGAGAACAAUCCAGGAUUUCUCCCGUAAUUUUCGUGACGGCAAUUACAGGGGUUGUCAGGUGAAUCUUGUAGGGCUUUUUGUAAGUGGCACUGGCACUCUGAAUUGGCUUUUUCACCGCUAUCUUAGUUUUGUGUGGGUUCUUUCCCUUGACUUGGUCAAAGAGACUUUUAAUCAGUUUUCCCUUCCCAACAGGGAUUCAGAUGAUGAUCACAGGGUGACUCCCCAAUUGGGUAUCUUGAGGGAUUGUCUUGCUGUUUGUUAUGAGACUAAGAAAACUCAUUGGACUGUCUGGUUGAUGAAGGAGUAUGGAGUUCCUCAGUCUUGGACUAAAUUGGCCAUAAUCCCCCACCACCCGCUACUCGGUCGUCGUCCUUUAAGCCUACAGCCUAUAUACAUGUUGAAAGAUGUUCUUCUUGCUAUUGCUCCGAGUGGCAAGUUUGUUUUAUGUAAUUUAAAUGAUGGCAGCAUAGAUAUUCCUAAUAUUGACAGCUCCACUGAUGGCAUGCCCAAACUUGGUCCUUUAACUCGGAACGUAUCUGCAAGGAAGUUUCAACUCUAUCAUGAAAGCUUAGUUUCACCGUUCCACUUUGGUCUUCCAAGUUGCUCAUCUGAAAUGCGGUUAAUUAAGCCAAGCCUAUAAUCACUUAAAGACGGUUUGCAUUUUGGGUACUUUUUUGGAGAAGGAUUUCCUACACUAUCUCUUGAAUCCAUAACUUUAUUAUCAUUAUGUAGUGCCUUGUUUUUUUGUGUUUUAUAGACUCUGUCUAACUGUCUUUAUGUUUAAAUGUUUUUUAAUUAGGUUCCUUAUGAAUGGAUUCGUUUGCUUUAGUUA